This is a messenger RNA of Heterostelium album PN500, 1794 nucleotides long. It is a transcript of the gene mtrpS, whose product is annotated as tryptophanyl-tRNA synthetase. Gene Ontology annotation, cellular component: mitochondrion. Gene Ontology annotation, biological process: tryptophanyl-tRNA aminoacylation. The record is from RefSeq and is a predicted model, not a curated record. Bases 1 to 1794 code for a protein of 597 amino acids. Lineage: Eukaryota; Evosea; Eumycetozoa; Acytosteliales; Acytosteliaceae. The transcript is spliced from 5 exons. Gene Ontology annotation, molecular function: 2 iron, 2 sulfur cluster binding; ATP binding; tryptophan-tRNA ligase activity.
AUGAACCAAACUGAUUCCAAUUUACCAAAAAUGAUUAUGUCAUCAAGAAAAUUGGAGGAAACAAUAACCCAUUCUCAUGAAGUUUCAGACACGAAAAUUCAUUUGGAGUUGGAAAACCGGUGCCAAUGUAAGGAUAGCGAUAAAGAUGACAAAUCGAUGAUUCAAUCAAUUAUUGCGAAUUCAAAGAAUUUGAACUUGAAUGACAACGAUGUAAUUAUUGGUUGUGAUUCAUCUACUACUCUUCCUUCUCCAGCUCUCGAUCAAGACAGCGAUAUCAGUACUGACGACAGCAAUAGUAGUCCCGCCAGCAACCCUACCAGUGGUAGUCUGAUGAUGGGCAACUCUAUCAUCGAUGCAGAGACCGAGGUGAUCUGCAGUAAAUGUAAUUGUAGUAAAUUGAUACCUCUGAAAAUUCAAAUGUACAGUCCUUACACAGUGAGAGGUCUGAAAAAAGAUGUAGUCUACGAAUAUUGUACGUGUGGACAAACCAAGAAUCAACCGUUUUGCGACAAAUCACAUAUCGGAACAAAGUAUAAACCUAUAGAGUUUACACUCGACAGAAAUCAGAUUAUGAAUACUUUAUUAUUUAAAAAUAUAUCAUCAAAAUAUAUAUCAAAUUCAAUUGGAGUAAGAUGUUCAAGUUUUGUUGGUAAUAAUAGAUAUUUCUCUAGUAGUAAGGUUACUGCUUCAGCUGAACCACCAUCAUUGAUCACAUCGAUCGAGCAAUUCAAGACAAACUAUGAUUUCAAGAAUAAUAAAGUGAGAAUAUUCAGUGGAAUGCAACCAACUAGCGGUGGUCUGCAUCUAGGAAACUAUGUAGGUGCUAUGUUGAAUUGGGUAGAGAUUCAAAACACUAUACUGUCGGGUGAUAACAACCAGCAGCAACAGCAUGAUAUUCUCUUCUCGAUAGUCGAUCUUCAUUCACUUACAAAUAAAGCGGUUACACCAGAGCGUCUACGAGCAAACACACUCGAUGUUGCCAUCGAAUAUAUAUCAUGUGGAAUCGAUCCUACCAAAGUAAUUCUAUUCAACCAAUCACAGGUAUCUGCACACGCAGAGUUGCAAUGGAUACUAAGUUGUCACACAGCCAUUGGAAGACUUGAGAAUAUGGUUCAAUAUAAAGAAAAGAGUAAGAAGAAUACAUCUUCAUUAGUUCAAAAUACAUAUGGUUUGUUGGCAUAUCCAAUUUUGAUGGCUGCAGAUAUUUUACUUUACAAAGCAUCACAUGUACCAGUUGGAGAAGAUCAAACACAACAUGUCGAGUUGACUAGAAAGAUAGCAUAUGCAUUCAACUCACAUCAUAAAGUAGACUUUUUCACAUUGCCACAGAUCGUCAAUUGUACAGAGACCAAGAGAAUCAUGAGUUUGACCGAUGCCUCUACAAAGAUGAGUAAAUCAGAUCCCUCUGAGAAUUCGAGAAUCAACCUGACCGACUCUGACAAGAUCAUCACCAACAAGAUUAUGAAAGCAGCUACCGAUUCGACCGUGGGAGUAUCUUAUGACCCAGAGAAUCGUGCAAACAUUUCCAAUCUUCUUUCGAUAGCAUCGGCUGCCACCGGUGCACCUAUCACCGACAUUGCACAUGAAUUCAAAGAUCAAUAUCACAGUAAAUUCAAAGAGUAUCUCGCACAACAACUCUGCAAAAAGAUUACACCUAUUCGUGAUCAAAUCGAAUAUCAUCGUGCCAACCCAAAGCAAGUAAAGGAAUACCUCCAACUUGGUUCUCAACGUGCAAAUCAACUUGCACAAAACAAUCUUAAAGAAAUUAAAGAUCUCAUCGGAUUAUAUUAUUAA